This is a messenger RNA of Hydra vulgaris (swiftwater hydra), 4291 nucleotides long. The record is from RefSeq and is a predicted model, not a curated record. NCBI's taxonomy places the organism in Eukaryota, Metazoa, Cnidaria, Hydrozoa, Anthoathecata, Hydridae.
UUCAAAUAUUUUUAUCAAAAGGUUUAUCAAACAAAAAGUAACGAUUGGGUAGUUAUUGACACAUGGUCUGAAAGUCAGAAGAGUGACUCGUUUGUUUUUACUGAAAAAUUAGUUUCUGGUAAGUAUACUGCUAUGGCAACAGGGAUCUAUUAUUUGUCUGCUAAUGUUAUUUUUAAAGACAGCAAUGGACCAAUUUAUAUUAUGAUAGCUGUCAAUAAUCAGUUAUCAAAACGAACUGCUUUAUAUGCAACAAAAGGAAAACCAUCAGUAGUUCAAGACAGUCUUAGUGUGUCUGGAGCCUUAUUUAUUAAAAAAGAUUCUUAUGUUAAUGUUUAUGUUAUGAUUGAAAAUGAUAAUAGCUGGUCCAUAGAUAUUGAUUCAACUUUUUCAAUGGUGUUUCUUGGGUAUCAGACAAAUAUUUUUGGUGUAACAACAGUUCUCACAAAUAGUUUAGCUUACACUACAUCUGGUUGGUUUAAGAUUGGAAAAUGGAAAUCUCAAACUGCAGCAGGUCCAUUUUUUGAUUUUGGGGGAGGAUUUAAUCCAGACACUGGAGAUUUUGUUGCUCCUAAAGCAGGUUUUUACAUUGUGAGUGCUGGAAUAAAAAUGGUUCAGGCAAGUGCAGUUGGUUCUACCUUUACUUUAAAUGUUGCUGUUAAUGGAAAUCCAUCUACUUUUCAAUACCAAAAUGGAAUACAAGAUUAUCUUCAAAAUGGUAAUGUUGCACCUACUACAAAUGAUUUUUACUCAUUGGUUGUGUCUGGUUUGGUAUUAGUUAAUGCAGGUGACAGCAUUGCACUUUAUAUUCAAUCUGUUGCUGAUCCAUCUUAUACAAUAAGUCAAGACAGCUUUAUGUCAAUCGUUUUUAUUAGCUCUACUAAUGAUUUAUAUUCAUCUGGAAUGCAGUUAAUGCUAGAUCCAACACUUGAUCAACAGCAGAGCGCUUCUGAUUGGUCUAAAGUUAAAUAUUGGCAGAGCAACCGGGUGAGGACUGCAACUGGUGUUUUCAGCAGUGGAAAUCUUCUAAAACUAGAUUCAGUCAUGGGUACAGUAACAGUUCAAGAGACAGGAAUUUAUUAUAUUUUUGUAAAUCUUGCUAUUGCUCCUGAUUUGAAUAAUUAUCAAAUAGCUGUUUUCACAACAUUAACGUCUGUCACAUCACUAAUAACAAGAUUUAGUGAUAAAGAUCAUCCUCAAUACACAAUGAAGAUUUACGGUGCUUUAUACCUGUAUAAAGGUCAGGAGCUAUCGAUUAGGGUUAAACCCUCAGCUUCAAAUGCACAAUGGGAAAAUCUCCGCUCUUACAGUGGCUGGUCAUUUUUCAGAAUACCACCUUAUUUGCCAAUUCCGUCUGUUGGAACAGGCAAACCUAUUGAUUUACUUCCAUUUAUAAAACCUGGGUAUUAUACAAGACUAAGAAAUUGGAAUGUUAUAAUGUCUACUGUUCUUGGUGUUGAUGGAGAAGGUCUUAACCAAAGGGAUGGAGUAUAUACUGUUUUUUUAGAUGGAGUGUAUUUAGUAUCAAGUACUUUAGUUAUUAAAACAAACGAAAGUCAAGUUUCCAUUGGAAUAAAGAUUGGUAUCAAUGCAGACUUAAGUGAUUUUUCAGUGGUUAAAUCUGGUAUUGGUCCUUCAUAUUUAUAUCCUGUAUGUUCUGGUAUUUGUACUAUUUCAAUAACACAAGCAGUGCAACUUUUAGUUGGUCACACUGUUGCAAUUUUUGUCCAAUCAAAUGCAUUGACAACAUAUUUUUCUGAGUUAAGCGUGUUUAGUCUAAAGCUUAUUAACCCUCUGAGAUCUUUAGACGGUUUCUCAUGUCAGUUAUCAUCUGAAAUACUGAUAAGUUCUUCAGGAGAUCAAAAAAUAGUGGGAUGGUCUGCUGUAGAGUCAAUACAUUACACAAACUUUACCCAAGCGAAUGAAUAUAUUAUUUCUAAAGGUGGUGUAUAUUUAGCUGCAUUUAAUAUGGAUCUUAUAAAUGUUUAUGGCUUUGUCAGUAUUAAACAAAAUUUGGGUACAUCUUUAAUUAACCUUUUUGAGUACUACAAUGAAGGAUUGUUACCAUUUAGUCUAUCAUCUACUACUGUAGUUUCUUUAAAUGUUGGAGAUGUGUACUCAUUAAAAAUUAAUACUUUGACUGAUAAUUCGUAUUCUAUUGGUAAGCCGUCAUCAACUUCAUUAACAUUCAUUGGCGAUGAUACUUAUGGAUUUUCUGCAGUGCAGUCUAGAAUUAAUAGUAAUUUUUACAAUCAAAGCAAAUGGUAUCCCAUUAAUGGCUGGAUUACAAAUGGAAGUUCUUGGUUAUUUGAAUAUGGUCGGGGGUUUCUUUCUAGACAAGAUUAUAUUGUUGAAAAAUCUGGAUUUUACUUUAUUACAGCAAAUAUAAUAUUUGAUAAAGCUCAAUAUGAAAACAUUUUGGAAAUGGUUGUUGUUCUUAAUAAAGUUGACACAGUUUUGUAUGAUCAAAAAAUACUAUCUUUAAAAUCAUCCACAACAUCAACGGUUCGUGGAGGAGUUUUUUUAAACAAUUUAGAUUAUUUACAACUUCUAAUAAGACUUAAUACUAACAAUGAUAAUUUAAUAAUCAAAAGAGAGUCAUCAUUUUCAAUUGUUCGAAUUGGAUUUGAUACCCUUUCAACAACUUGUGUUGAUAAUGGACCUAAUAUUCUUGAAAAUCUGUCUCACAAAAAUGCGCGACUGAGUCAGGGUGAUAACUUGAAUUUGGAAAUUUCUGCUACUGGAAGUAAUUUGACUUAUCAAUGGCUGAAAAACUUUGAGCCUUUAAAGGGAAUGACUUCACAGGUUUUAAAAAUGAUAAAUUUAAAAACUAGCGACAGUGGAUCAUAUACUUGUGAAGUAAUUCAAAAUACGAUAAGAGUGUCUAGCAGUAUUGCAAUAAUAAUUGUUUUUGAUCCGUAUCCUGUAUUUUUGAACCCUUCUUCUGAUUAUAGUUUAACAGUAAUGGAGAAUGGACCUAAAAUUAAGAAUCUUCUGAUUAUUUCAGCAAGAACGCAAAGUAAUGAAUCUAAUUUUGAGGAAAUGUUUUUUGAUAUUAUAUCAGGCAAUGAUCUUCAAUACUUUCAACUGUUUCCAAACAGAUCUUCAACAGGUACAACACUACAAAGAACUCAACAGUUAAAUAGAGAAAUGAUAAAAAGCUUCCAAUUAAAGAUCAGAGCCUCUAAUACAUUAAACCCAAAAUAUAACACUGUUCAAUUAAUAUGGAUCACAGUUGUAGAUGAAAAUGAUAAUUCUCCUAUAUUUGAUAAAACAAACUAUAAUACCUCUGUGUUAGAAGGAUCUCCUAUUGGAACAGUAAUAGUUCAAAUACAUGCAAUUGAUCCUGAUGAAGGUCGCAAUUCAAUUAUUGUCUACUCUAUUUUGCCCAUUAUUGAUAGCAGAUUGUUUGCAAUUGAUCAAUAUACUGGGAUAAUCACAUUGACAGAUAAUCUUGAUACAAAUGUAAAAUCAGCAUACCUGAUUAUAGUUAAAGCUAAUAAUUUAUUGGGUUCUUUAAACUCAUCAUAUGCCCAAGUGUUCAUCACCAUAACUAAUAUAAAUAAGUUUGAACCUUACUGGUUGAAGGAUACAUACAACGUUGAUAUAUCAGAGUCAGUGACUCCAGACACACAGAUACUACAGUUGCUGGCAGCUGAUGAAGAUUCUGGAACUAAUGGAUUAAUAAAGUAUGAAAUUGUAAGUGGUAAUGAAGCUAAUUUAUUUGAUGUUAAGUUAACUGGCAUGUUGGUAACAAAGGGUAAACUAAGUUAUGAUUUACAAAAUAUUUAUCUAAUAAUAAUUCAUAUUCAAGAUGGUGGGUCACCUCCUAAGUCUGCUGUUAAAAAUGCAACGGUAACAAUUAAUGUUCUUAACUCGAAAAGCAAUAAUCCAAUAUUUGAAAAAUCUGAAUAUAUUACAACUGUGAUGGAAAAUACUUCAUAUUUUGAUCCACCAUUUGUUGUGAAAACAGUUUAGACAAAAGACUAACAAUAAUGUAUAGCAUACCUCCCAACCAAAAUGUUUCUGAAAUAUUUGAUAUUGGUAUUUUAACAGGAAUUAUUUUACUCAAAAAGCCUCUUGAUUAUGAAAAAGCAACAUUUUAUAAGUUUAUUGUCCAAGCUACUGCAGCCGGUACAAAUGCUGCAGCAAAUGCCAAUAUUCUUGUAAAAGUUCUUGAUGCAAGCAACAAAGUUCCUUUUUUUGUGGAUUCUUAUAAAAGCAUAAACAUAGAGGUAAAAAUAAGUGUUGGGAGCAUAGUUUAUAGAGUGUCAGCAGUUGAUAAAGAUUCAGG